This is a messenger RNA of Mesorhabditis belari, 408 nucleotides long. The record is from the annotation of a GenBank genome assembly. Lineage: Eukaryota; Metazoa; Nematoda; Chromadorea; Rhabditida; Rhabditidae.
AUGUCUCAAGAUGAGAGCCUUGAAGGAUCUCAAGGAUCGGUGAAUUCGGAAUGGGAUUCACUUUCAAUAGAGAAUGGAUCAUCAAAAGGAAAUGGCGAAAAAGGGAAUCAUGCAAGUUGGCCAUUGCAAAGACCAGCUUUGAGGAAACAAAGAUCACAAUCGGCGCAACAAGAUCGAUCUGCAAUUCUUCUCGAUUUGGAGUCACUUGACGUUGGGAAAGAUUGGAAUAUACGAAAACUUUCAAAAAUCAAUCCUCGACAAGUUGGCGAGCUUGUACCACCAAUUGUUUUCACGUCAUCAUCCCGAACAGUCACUCCGGGAAAUUCGCCAAGAAGAGGAACAUCAAAGAAAAUGAAUGGCGGACGAGCAAGUGAACCACGUGAGUUGAAACAAAGAAAAGAAAUCAAU